Leptonychotes weddellii (Weddell seal) is the source of this 288-nucleotide messenger RNA. It is a transcript of the gene PPY, whose product is annotated as pancreatic polypeptide. NCBI's taxonomy places the organism in Eukaryota, Metazoa, Chordata, Mammalia, Carnivora, Phocidae. The record is from RefSeq and is a predicted model, not a curated record. Gene Ontology annotation, molecular function: neuropeptide hormone activity; neuropeptide Y receptor binding. Gene Ontology annotation, cellular component: extracellular region. Gene Ontology annotation, biological process: neuropeptide signaling pathway; feeding behavior.
AUGCCCGCCGCCCGCCACUUCCUCUCCCUGCUGCUCCUGCCCACCUGCGUGGCUCUGUGGCUGCCGCCGCCGCGGGGGGCCCGGGGGGCCCCCCUGGAGCCAGUGUACCCGGGGGACAAUGCCACGCCAGAGCAGCUGGCCCAGUACGCGGCUGAGCUCCGCAGAUACAUCAACAUGCUGACCAGGCCCAGGUACGGGAAGAGAGACAGAGAAGAAACGCGGGACAUCCUGGAGUGGGGCUCCCCCCGCGCUGCUGCCCCCAGGGAGCUCAGCCCGAUGGACUUGUAA